This is a messenger RNA of Corylus avellana, 548 nucleotides long. RefSeq names its product Cox19-like CHCH family protein. Gene Ontology annotation, biological process: mitochondrial electron transport, NADH to ubiquinone. Lineage: Eukaryota; Viridiplantae; Streptophyta; Magnoliopsida; Fagales; Betulaceae. Gene Ontology annotation, cellular component: respiratory chain complex I. The record is from RefSeq and is a predicted model, not a curated record.
GGCGCACGUUAGCACAGUCUACCCUCUCUCACAGAAGACACACAGAGAGCUCUCUCAUUUAGAGCUCAUUUUUGCUUCCUCAGCUGAGAAAAAACUCAUUCAGGUCAGAUUGAUCGGAAGAGGAUAUGGCGAGCGCAGUGGAUGCGGCGGGAGAUCCGAUCCCUACGUCGGCUGUGCUGACGGCGUCGUCGAAGCACAUAGGGCUGAGGUGCCAAGCGGAGAACGUGGCCUUCCUCAAGUGCAAGAAGAAUGACCCUAACCCCGAGAAAUGCCUCGACAAAGGCCAGCAAGUCACUCGCUGCGUCCUUGGCCUGCUGAAAGAUCUUCACCAGAGGUGCACAAAAGAGAUGGAUGCAUAUGUCGGAUGCAUGUAUUACCACACAAAUGAGUUUGAUUUAUGUCGCAAAGAGCAGCAAGCAUUUGAGAAAUCCUGCCCUUUGGAAUGAGACAUAUAAGCCUAAUCUCUCGGUUACAAUAAUAUACAGUUUGCAUUGAGCAAGUACUGUUGUUGCAUACAGUUUUAACUUUUAAUGGAACUUGUUUGUCAA